Messenger RNA from Labrus mixtus (cuckoo wrasse), 1978 nucleotides. RefSeq names its product serine and arginine rich splicing factor 3b (gene srsf3b). Gene Ontology annotation, biological process: mRNA splicing, via spliceosome. Bases 164 to 664 code for a protein of 166 amino acids. Gene Ontology annotation, cellular component: nuclear speck. The record is from RefSeq and is a predicted model, not a curated record. NCBI's taxonomy places the organism in Eukaryota, Metazoa, Chordata, Actinopteri, Labriformes, Labridae. Gene Ontology annotation, molecular function: RNA binding. The transcript has 6 exons.
ACUCACUAACCCCGCCCUCCCGGGAGCAGCGACCUGGUUAUCCCACUGACAAAGGUGGCUUAUUUUCCGUCACGCCAUUUUCCUUCGACGACCGAGAGGAACAAACCAGCGAGGGAAGCGCGUCCUGUCUCAACUGUGAUUGUAUAAGAAAAAAGGAUCCGUCAUGCAUCGUGACUGUCCGCUUGACUGCAAGGUCUAUGUUGGAAAUCUGGGCAACAAUGGGAACAAAACAGAGCUGGAGAGGUCGUUUGGCUACUAUGGUCCUCUGCGAAGUGUCUGGGUGGCCAGAAACCCUCCUGGCUUUGCCUUUGUAGAGUUUGAAGAUCCAAGAGAUGCAACUGAUGCAGUGCGUGAGCUCGAUGGACGGAAUUUGUGUGGUUGCCGGGUAAGAGUAGAGCUGUCAAACGGUGAGAAACGCAGCCGAACCAGAGGCGCUCCCCCUUCGUGGAGCAGACGUCCUCGAGGAGACCGAGAUGACUACAGGCGGCGGAGCCCUCCAGCAAGGCGAAGAUCCCCACGCAGGAGGAGCUUCAGCCGCAGUCGCAGCAGGUCUUUCUCCAGAGACAGGAGGAGGGAGAGGUCCUUGUCCCGGGACAGGAACCAUAAACCUUCAAGGUCUUUUUCACGAUCAAGGAGCCGCUCCAGGUCUGCAGACAGGAAGUAGAGCAGCGUCUGUCAGGAGUAAAGGGAGCUGAGAUGAACGGUUUUACAUGCAUGGCCGUUUCAUGUGAUGGAUUUAAACGUGACCAAUGUGGUCAUUUUUGUGUUGAGUUUUUUUUUUUAAAAACAAUCAAGCAUUUUAGUGUCCCCCCCCCCCCCCCCCCCUCUUGUUUAUAGAACAUUUUCAAACACAUCAAGUGGGUGUGUACAGGUGUGAAGUCACAUCCAUCUCGUCUGUCCUGAAACAGUGGUGCCACCCAGCAUUCCAGUUCACCAGUUAAUCUCGAAAGAGGGUUUUUGUUUUGUCAAUGAAUGUACCGUGUAGUUUCACUUAGUGUUAGUACCUCGUUUUUUUUCCAUUGUGUAAACGCCAGCAAAUUUUUUAAAUUUUCUUUUUAAAGGGUUGGGAUGAUUUACAACAAGUCCCUCCUAUUUGAUUGUCUAUAAAUCCAACCGUUUUUCAAUGUGCUACUUUCUUACUUCAUACUGAAGGUUUCUGUCAGUUUGUUGGUUGGUUGUGAUAAAUGCACCCCUAAUUCAAGAUGCAAAACUUUAAUGAGCAUUGAGUUAAAAGAAGGUGUAGUGAACACAAAUGUUAUUUUUGUCUUUGAAGUUUUUCUUUUUUUUUUUUCUUUGUUUGAUACUCUGUAAAAUGGUCUCUAUUAAAAUACUGGUUGAUCAAGACAAGACCCAUGUUUCUUUUUAUAUAUAUGUAAGGUAGUGGUAGUACACUUUUUUUUUAAUCUAACGGGGGCAUCCACUGUUUGAGCACGCCACCUCAGAGUUUGAUCAAGAUGAAGUCAUUGUCACAUUGAAAUAAUGUAAAUAGAAGUUGAUUGAUUGACACUGAUUCGGCUUGAAACAGCAUGUUAAACUUCUGUGGACAGUAGAUUUGUGUUAAAAUAGGUAACAUGUAUUUCUUUGGUCAGAUCUGGGCAAUGAUCAGCAUCAGUGACACUUGGUGGUGCUGCUGAGAUGUUGUCUUGUGUACAAGUCAACAUGAUUAACUUAGACUGCAAUGCAAAACAAACAUUAGUAGAAAAUGAGCUUUGACUUUAUUCACAUGACAGUUUAGAUCUUGGAUAUGUGUGUGUUUGUGUAUAUACAUUUUUUAGUGGUGGCAGUCACAAUUUAGUCAAACAGUAUAAAGAAUUAUUAAAGUUUAGAUUAUUUGAAACUGAUUAAGCUUUAAAGUAAUCCUAGAAAGCCUCGCCACAGAAGUAGAUGGAGAGAUUUGUUUCUAAAAAUCGAUUUUUCAGACUGACUAGAUGUCAAGACUUUCCAGCAAAAUUGAAUCAAUCAACUUACAGAAAUGUAA